AUGGCGAACGAGACUUUCCUGGCCCGGCUUUGCGAACAGGCUGAGCGUUACGAUGAGAUGGUUACGUACAUGAAGAUUGGUGGUGAAUUGACUGUCGACGAGCGCAAUCUUCUGUCGGUCGCCUACAAGAACGUCGUAGGCACGCGACGCGCUUCAUGGCGUAUCAUCUCGUCGAUCGAGCAGAAGGAGGAGUCCAAGGGCUCUGAGAAGCACGUGGGCACCAUCCGCGAAUACCGCCAGAAGAUCGAGACAGAACUCGAGAAGGUCUGCCAGGACGUGCUCAACGUCCUCGAUGAGUCGCUCAUCCCUAAGGCCGAAUCGGGCGAGUCCAAGGUCUUCUACCACAAGAUGAAGGGCGACUACCACCGCUAUCUCGCCGAGUUCGCGUCUGGCGAGAAGCGCAAGAUUGCUGCGACUGCCGCACAUGAGGCGUACAAGACUGCCACCGAUGUCGCUCAGACCGAGCUCACUCCCACCCACCCGAUCCGCCUUGGUCUUGCGCUGAACUUCUCCGUCUUCUACUACGAGAUCCUCAACUCGCCCGAUCGUGCGUGCCACCUCGCCAAGCAGGCGUUUGACGACGCCAUCGCCGAGCUUGACUCUCUGUCCGAGGAGUCGUACCGGGACAGCACCCUCAUCAUGCAGUUGCUCCGCGACAACCUGACCCUCUGGACGUCAUCGGAUGGUGCUGAGGCCGAGCCUGCGCCCGAGGCCGCUGCCCCCAAGGAGGAACAGAAGCCGGUAGAAGAGAAGCCCGCCGAGCCAACCGAGGAGCAACCGCCGGCUCCCGCUGCUGCCUAG
Lindgomyces ingoldianus is the source of this 801-nucleotide messenger RNA. RefSeq names its product 14-3-3 protein. Gene Ontology annotation, cellular component: cytoplasm. The transcript is spliced from 6 exons. Lineage: Eukaryota; Fungi; Ascomycota; Dothideomycetes; Pleosporales; Lindgomycetaceae. Bases 1 to 801 code for a protein of 266 amino acids. The record is from RefSeq and is a predicted model, not a curated record. Gene Ontology annotation, biological process: signal transduction.